AUGGUCUCGACCCCGACAUUCGGUGCAGCCUCGCGAUGGUCUCUGCCAGAAGUCACGUCUCCACAACGUGUCAGGGAUGGCGAAAGGCAGGCAAGCUCGAGAGUCUGUGAUAACUGCAUUCGGAAGAAAAUAAAGUGUGAUUUGAAACGACCUUCAUGCUCUCGCUGUUUGGAGCGUGGAUACACUUGCACAUAUUCGUCAACUCGGCGCAAACCUGGCCCGGCCCGUGGAGCUCUUCAGGGCUCCCACCGUGGCUUACUCCCUUCAAGGUCUUCACGCAGAUCUUUUGUCGCUACCUCCACAGAGGCUUGUAGUCUGGAAGCAAUCGACACGCUCCAAGAUCGAAGGACAAGUACCGAACCUUUCAGACAGACCGACUUUCAAGUCAAGGAAGGAGAAGAAGAACAUCUCCUGAUAAAGUACCUGGAUAUGAUUCACGAUGCUAUCCCCAUCUUCUCUAGGCAGCGGUUCUUGCCUGGUGUUAGGUCCUCGCUGUACAGCCGCGAUCUCAUCUCGACGUUGGUCCUAAUUACAGCGAAGCUGACAGGGUUCACCUUUUCCUCUGACGACAUUGAUAUCGACGCCUGCAUUGACUUGAUGCUCAGUUCAGGGUCUCUGCAGGAGGACAUGUUUGGCGAUGUUCCAUCACUUGAUCAAUUUCGCAAAGCCUGCCUGUUGGCUUUCUAUGAGUUUCACCAGUUCCCCGGUCGCCAGGCUUGGAUGCGGAUCAGUAAACUCAUCAGAAUGGCCUAUUGGAUUGGACUCGAUCAUCUCGAGAACCUCCGGCCUUCUCUCCCGUACUGGUGUGAAAUGAGCCAACAUGAACUUGAGGAUUGGCGUUUGGUUUGGUGGUGCGUCUACCGCCUAGACUCCUACGCCAACCUUUCGGUCGGAACACCAUAUCUGAUUGAUGAGACUCUUGUGAAUACCGCCCUUAUACGAGAUCAGCCCUCGGACAGUCUUGAAGAAAGCCAGCCAGGCCGUCAGGGACAACUGUACUUACCGUCUCAGCCGGACCGCCUAUGGGAGUUGCUUUCAGCCAUCGCAUCGGAUUCACCGCAGACGUCUUUGUUCAAUAUACACAUAAUUACCACGACUGCUACGCGCCAAGUCGGACGCGUCGCCCGACUGAAUAUGCCAGGGCGACAAGGGGAAACUAAUGCUUAUCUCGCCGAUCUCGAACGGCGCCUUUCUGCGCUGCGUCUUGCUCUCUCAAUAAACUAUCUCAAUCCUAUGCGCAAUGCGUUCACAAACGAAAGUGGCUCCGAACACCAUGCAAGACUGGUCAAUCUCUUCCAUUUAUCCAUGGCGCGACUUCUCAUCUCGCUUAUGCGCUGCGCUGGUAGAGAAGAAGGGAACGAAUGGCUAUUAAGCUGGCAACAGGUCCUUGAGACGUGCCGAGACAUCACUUCUUUGUCGGAACAAUGGAACGGCGCAUUCACCUUAAGCGUUGAUCCAGCAAUCUCCUUCAUACUUUUUACAGCACUGAUUUUUUUAAACCUUCACAAGAGGUUCGCGGCAGUGGCCGCAUCCGCCAUUUGUACCCACAUCGAGCAUUGCGAGAACGUCCUUCUGCUGCAGCUCGAGCAGUUUGCAACCGCCUGGACACUCCCUAGGCUUCUCAUCCGUGAGUUCAUGACGAUUUUGCUUUUAUGGAGACCCAAGAAGUAA
This is a messenger RNA of Penicillium canescens, 1671 nucleotides long. Its product is annotated as transcription factor domain-containing protein. NCBI's taxonomy places the organism in Eukaryota, Fungi, Ascomycota, Eurotiomycetes, Eurotiales, Aspergillaceae. Gene Ontology annotation, cellular component: nucleus. Gene Ontology annotation, biological process: regulation of DNA-templated transcription; DNA-templated transcription. The record is from RefSeq and is a predicted model, not a curated record. The transcript is spliced from 5 exons. Bases 1 to 1671 code for a protein of 556 amino acids. Gene Ontology annotation, molecular function: zinc ion binding; DNA binding; DNA-binding transcription factor activity, RNA polymerase II-specific.